UUAUUUGAUACUUUUAUAGUAGAAUCCAAAGUUAUAUAUGUAUUGCAAAUAAUUACAUAAACUAGAGCUGUUUGUUUUCUGAACAAUCAGUCAUUUUGAAUAAUUGGUGUUCAAGAACUCCAACACCACCGAAAUUUUCUUCUUGAACGUCUAAUAAUGAAUCAAUGUCUUGGCUGUCUGGGCAUGCUGUUCGGAAGCAGACAAAGGAAAAGACGUUUGAAAUACUUGGUGAAAUACAAAGACGAUGAGUCUCGUCAUCUUGGGGUUGAAUUUGAAAAUUUGGUGUUUGACGAUGAUGAAAGGCCAAACUAUGGGACUGAUUCUCCUUCCAUAACAAGGGAGGAAAGGGAAAUGUUGGUGAAACGACAAUAUGACAAAAUCCUGGAAGAACAAAGAAAAAUUGAUGAACAAAUUGAUAAGAAGAUGUUUGAAGAAGAAGAUUUGAUUCGUGUAGAGGAAGAAGCUUAUCAUGAAGCACAGAAGGAAGCAGCUCGUGCGGCCUCCAUUACACUCUCACUGAGAGAGCAGUCAGCAGAUCUGGCAAGCACAGUCGGACAAUCAUCAAAUAGACGUAGCUUAACACUGGAUGAAGUUGAAGAUGAUUUUGAAGAUUUUUUGAAAGAAGUUCAAUCUCGUUCUAAUGCAUUCCGUCACCAAUAUGCUAACAAUAACUUAGAUAAACAGUUGGAUGUUAAACCAGAUGCAGAUCAUCUUUCAUCCAUAGAUCGAGGAGGAGACGGGAUGUCAAGUGAAGAGGACUUCCUUGCUCAUGAAAUAUCAACAUCCAAUAAAGAGGAUUUAGAAUGGGAUAAAUAUACAACAGGUUUGGAUGGUGAUGCUCAUGUUGAAGAUAUACCUGGGAAACGAUUAGAACCUGUGGGAAAUGCUAAUACAAGUAUUAACAAGCCCAAUCUAUCGGCUACAAUAUCAAGGUCACCUGACAGAAGUAUGGAAGCUGAGCGUAUGUUUAGUAUAACUGAUGAUGAAGAAGAUAUGAUGGGAGAGUUCGUACAAGGUUGAUACAAGUGCCUUAUAUUCCAUCUUACCCCACAUUGAAGCAGUUUGUUCAUUCAUUUUGUAUGGCAAUGGAAGCAGUAUUUACAUAUACUUCAUUCUCAGUGAUGCCUUGAUAGAAAUAAAACACCAUUUAGUGCCACCCUGAUUCACACAUUUAUUCAAGUGGUCAACACUUUUACAAUUUGUUUGGUAACUUUUAUCUUUCAAUUUCGUCCCAUUCAUGAUAUAUCUUGAUUUUUAUUGCUGUUAUUUAUUUUCUUUGUGUUUUUAACGUACAUGUUAUAGUAACAAUCCAGUCAGUUGUAUAUUUCAACUUACCAGCAGAACGUAUUAAUACUGGGGUCCACGUUGCCUUAAUUAUUGCUGUCCGUAUAUAUUUUCGACAUAUUUCUGCUGAGUCCUGUGCAAUAAUUCGCAUGUAAAACCCUUUCGUCGAAUUUCCGAAUAUUGUUAAAGCCGAAAAUGUACACAAACUGUGACU
Molecule: messenger RNA, 1498 nt
Organism: Ciona intestinalis (vase tunicate)
Lineage: Eukaryota; Metazoa; Chordata; Ascidiacea; Phlebobranchia; Cionidae
Biological process (GO): regulation of Arp2/3 complex-mediated actin nucleation; negative regulation of substrate adhesion-dependent cell spreading; negative regulation of cell motility
Molecular function (GO): AP-1 adaptor complex binding
Source: RefSeq, a predicted model, not a curated record